AGGCUAAUUCUUAACAUAACGUUCAGUUGUCUCUCACCAUGAGUGUCCUCAGACCAUUCAAGGCUACAGAUUUGUUUAAAUUCAACAACAUCAAUCUCGACGUGUGGACAGAAACGUAUGGCCUUAGCUUCUAUCUCAGCUAUCUGUCGAGAUGGCCCGACUUGUGCUGUGUCCAAGAAGCACCGAGCGGUCGUAUGAUGGGCUAUGUUCUCGGAAAAGCUGAGGGUGUAUCGAACGAAUGGCACGGUCACGUCACUGCCCUCACCGUCGCACCAGAAUAUCGCCGACUUUCUCUUGCUCGUAACAUGAUGUCUCGUCUUGAGCUCGUAUCAGACGACCUUUACAAAGGAUUCUUCGUGGAUCUAUAUGUUCGCUGUGCCAACUAUGUAGCCAUCAACAUGUACGAGAGCUUUGGGUAUAGUGUUUAUAGGCGGGUAAGAGAAUACUAUGGUAAUCUGGGGGUAGGCAAGGGUGGGCGAGAUGAGGAGGAUGCUUUUGACAUGCGAAAACCACUGUCGCGAGAUCCACAGCGACGAUCAGUGCGGUUGAACGGGCGUGAUAUGAUUGUCAGUGCCCAUGAUGUAUCGUAGCUCUUAUAGACGAGGAUACCCGCAUACAUAGAGUUUAGAUCAUCCCCACUCACGUCACUUCUCACAAUGCAUGAUAUUCCAUCUUCUAAA
Messenger RNA from Serpula lacrymans var. lacrymans S7.9, 680 nucleotides. RefSeq lists its product as uncharacterized. The transcript is spliced from 5 exons. Bases 39 to 590 code for a protein of 183 amino acids. Gene Ontology annotation, cellular component: NatB complex. Lineage: Eukaryota; Fungi; Basidiomycota; Agaricomycetes; Boletales; Serpulaceae. Gene Ontology annotation, molecular function: protein-N-terminal amino-acid acetyltransferase activity. Gene Ontology annotation, biological process: N-terminal peptidyl-methionine acetylation. The record is from RefSeq and is a predicted model, not a curated record.